Aspergillus japonicus CBS 114.51 is the source of this 7683-nucleotide messenger RNA. Its product is annotated as polyketide synthase. Gene Ontology annotation, molecular function: 3-oxoacyl-[acyl-carrier-protein] synthase activity; oxidoreductase activity; fatty acid synthase activity. The coding region runs from base 15 to 7631 and encodes 2538 amino acids. Lineage: Eukaryota; Fungi; Ascomycota; Eurotiomycetes; Eurotiales; Aspergillaceae. The transcript is spliced from 8 exons. The record is from RefSeq and is a predicted model, not a curated record. Gene Ontology annotation, biological process: secondary metabolite biosynthetic process; fatty acid biosynthetic process.
GGCAUUUGAACGCAAUGACAGACCCAGCUGCCCAUUUCACCACCAUUCCCAUAGCUGUGGUGGGAAUGGGCUGUAGGUUUGCCGGAGGCGCCACAGAUCCAGAAGCCCUAUGGCGAGUACUGGAGGAGAGAAGGAGUACCUGGUCCCCGAUUCCCUCCUCGCGAUUCGAACUUGAUGGAGUCUACCACCCAAAUGGCGAAAGAUUAGGAACGACGCACGUCCGCGGUGGCCAUUUUCUAGACGAAGAUCCGGCUUUCUUCGACGCGGCAUUUUUUAAUGUGUCAGGUGAAGUUGCCAGUUGCACUGACCCGCAGCAUCGGCUCAUACUUGAAGUCGUUUACGAAGCGCUAGAAGCCGCCGGAAUCCCCAUCGAAAGUGUGGCCGGUUCAAACGUCGCAGUCUUUGCGGGCACAAUGUCUCACGACUAUCAGGAUUCAUUUUAUCGCAGCCCGGAAGCUCUUCCUAGAUACCUCGUCACGGGCAAUGCGGGUACAAUGGUGGCGAACCGCGUCUCCCACUUCUAUGACCUUCGCGGCCCCAGUGUCACGAUUGAUACCGCAUGUUCGACAACGCUGACUGCCCUUCACAUUGCAGUACAAAGCUUACGAGCCGGGGAGGCAAAGAUGGCCAUUGUGACGGGGGCAAAUUUGAUGUUGAACUCCAACAUUUUCACAACCAUGUCCACUUUAGGUUUCCUGUCGCCCGAUGGGGUAUCAUACUCGCUCGAUUCGAGGGCAAAUGGAUAUGGGCGUGGCGAGGGGGUGGCUGCCGUCGUUCUGAAGCCCCUGUUUCGUGCGCUGCAAGAUAAUGACCCGAUACGGCUCGUCAUCCGCGAGACAGCGCUCAAUCAAGAUGGCCGGACACCCGCGAUCAGUGCUCCGAGCGCCAAGGCACAGGAGCAGCUGAUCCGGGAAUGCUAUCGGCAAACAUCGUACAUCGAGGCGCACGGUACAGGGACCCCAGCCGGCGAUCCACUCGAGCUGCAAGCCAUUUUGGCGGCGUUUGACGGUCAGCCCAUGUACAUCGGCUCUGUUAAAGCCAGCUUUGGACAUACUGAAGCUACCAGUGGCUUGGCAAGUCUCAUCAAGAUGGCUAUGGCAUUAGAAAGAACCACGAUACCACCGAACGCAAGCUUUCUGCAACCCGACGAGGCAUCAAUUGGGAGCACAAAUCUUCAGAUUCCUUUCUUUCGUCAACCUUGGACCCUGGUGGACGGAUCUCGUCGUGCAUCAAUCAAUAAUUUCGGGUUUGGUGGCGCAAAUGCUCAUCUGAUCGUCGAACGCUAUGAGCCUUCGGAGGAGAUGUCACCGACUCCAGCCAACGGCUUUUCCCAACUAUGCGAACUAUGCGACAGUCACGUGGAAGGGGAUCAUCCAGGGCGGAUCUAUGUCUUAAGUGCUAAGGAUGAGCGCAGUUGCCAACGAAUGAUGUCGAGGUUAAGUGACUACCUCACCAAUAGCAAGCCGACUGAUGAAAGGCAAUUUCUUGCAAACCUAGCGCACACGUUGGCCUCACAUCGCUCGAGCUUCCGGUGGAAAGCCGCCUGUGUGGCACGGAAUCUGGCGAGCCUGGCCUCAAAACUAAGCAACGAGGGGACCAGGCCUCGGAAAUCAGCUGAAAAAGUAAGGCUGGGGUGGGUUUUCACCGGUCAGGGAGCACAGUGGUUUGCAAUGGGUCGCGAGUUGAUUAACUCUUACCCUGUCUUCAGGCAGACACUGCUUGAGUGUGACGAGUACAUUAAGGAGAUAGGCGCGAAUUGGUCCAUAUUAGAUGAACUUAAUCGCGCUGAAGCGGAGAGCCGUGUCAAUGAGGCCAGAAUCAGCCUGCCAUUGUCCACAUCGAUUCAGAUCGCUCUUGUCCGCCUGCUCUGGUCAUGGAAUAUCUGUCCAGUAGCCAUUACCAGCCACUCCAGCGGAGAGGCUGCAGCAGCUUACGCUGCCGGGGCCAUAUCAGCACGGUCGGCCAUUGGGAUCAAUUAUACACGCGGUAUCCGCUUAGCAGAGAGUCAGGCGGUAUCGUCUUCUCAGGGAGGCAUGCUGGCUGCGGCAUUGAGUCGCAAGGAGAUUGGCGACUACAUCGACCGGGUUCGACAGGAGGAAGAGUGCUUAGUGGUGGCAUGUGUCAACAGUCCGUGCAGUGUGACAAUCUCGGGUGAUCUUGCUGCGAUUUCAAGGUUGGAGGAGUCAUUGAAUGCUGAUGAUAUAUUUACCAGACGCGUCAAGGUCACCCAUGCAUUCCACUCUUGUCACAUCCAUGCGAUGGCGGAUGCUCUCCCGGACUCCCUGGCGGCUAUCAUUGAAGCAGACGUCAGGAACACCAUAAAGCCUUGUCACGGUGUGAUCUACACGUCUCCAAGAACCGGGACGCGCUUUGCCGACAUAAGUCAUCUCCGGGAUCCCACGCACUGGGUGUUGGGCAUGAAAUAUUGUGUGGAGUUCGAAUCUGCAUUCCGUGCGAUGUGUAUAGAUGAAGAGCUUCAAAGACAAGAGAUCGAUAAGAUCAUCGAGGUCGGCCCCCACGGGGCCCUCGGCGGUCCCAUUCAGCAGAACUUGCAGCAAAUCCCGGAGCUUGCCGCGCUGGAUAUUUCUUACGUCUCCUGCCUGGCAAGGGGAAAGAGCGCCGUGAACACCAUGCAACUUCUCGCUGUGGAUCUUUUCCAAGCCGACUAUAACGUCGAUCUGAAAGAGGUCAACUUUCCACGUGGGAGUGAAGCCGCAACACUUCAGGUCCUGGUCGAGCUGCCUACCUAUCCCUGGAAUCACCAGACGAGGUACUGGAAAGAACCGCGCAAUAGUAGAGCUGCCCGGCGGCGCACAUCUCCUGUAAGUGAUCUGAUCGGAUUCCAGGAGCCCUUGUCUCCCCCUUUUGCGCGGUCAUGGCAACAUAUCCUCCGGGUCUCCGAAGUGCCCUGGCUGCGUGACCACGUCAUAGGCUCGCACAUCGUGUUUCCCGGCGCCGGAUUCAUUACUAUGGCUAUUGAUGGGCUGUCUCAGCUCUGUCAACCCGAUACCAAUUCAGACGUGAGCUUCGUCCUCCACAACGUCGACCUGGCCCAGACGCUGAUUUUACCCGCGGACGGAGACGAAGGGGUGGAUUUGCGUCUAACUCUCCGUGCCACGGAUCAGAAGAGUCUCGGAAACCGGGACUGGCAGGAGUUUUCGAUCCAUUCGAUCGUCGGGGCAAAGGACGAAUGGGUGGAGCACUGCACAGGGCUGAUUCGCAUCGAGGCCAAUGAUACUUCUAGAGAUCUUUCUAGUAGACAAAGCACGAAACUUCCGCCAUGGAGCCGGAGGACGGCGCCGCGGGACUUGUGGUCCUCGCUACAUGCUACUGGGAUUUGCCACGGACCUUUGUUCCGGAACAUCGCGCGUAUUGAGAGCGAUGGGCAGGGAGAGUCGUGGUCCACUGUGACCGUCGCUGAUACAGCGAGCGCAAUGCCGCACGCCUACGAGAGCCAGCAUGUUGUACAUCCCACGACGCUAGACUCAGCAAUUCAGGCGGCCUACACUGUGCUCCCCUUUGCUGGAACACGAAUGGAAACCGCCAUGUUACCCCGACGCGUUGGCCGCGUGAAGAUCCCGGGCAGGCUCGCCGGACUGAAAGCGGGCGAUCAGCUGUGCGUACAGGCAAUGAUGCUGGACCAAAGUCCUUGUGCGUUUGAAGCUGAUGUAGCGGUAUUCACUGAGUCGAAUUCGCCGCUCGAUGCCGUCAUCGAGUUGAAAGGGCUCACGUUUCAGGCUGGAAUCUGCGAUCGCAAGCGGAAUUUGGCUCAACAGGAUAGUAUCCGUAGCUCCUGGCAUUGGGCCCCGGACAUUACGCUCAUCAGCCCCGCGUGGCUUGAGAAGGCUUUGAAUGUCGAGACUCGGCCUGAGGAAGUGGAGAUCAUGUUGGAGCUUCGACGGUGCACGGUACACUUUAUCCAAGAAGCCAUAUGCGAUCUGCUCAUGGAGGAUGCUGCACUGUUGAGCGGCAACCUCUCCAGGUUUUAUGCCUGGAUGCAGGCCCAGUUAGUAUGCGCCACGAAUGGGGAGUUAGGGCAAGACAGCACUGAAUGGCUGAGAGACAAUAAAGCGGCGAGACUAAGCCUGCGCUCCCGGGUGGCUGCCAACAGUACCAACGGCGAGAUGGUCUGUCACCUGGGGCCCAAGCUUCCAAAGAUCCUUCGUGGCGAGGCUGACUCUCUCGAGUUGAUGAUGGAAGGUCACCUGCUAUCUCGAUACUACGGCGAGUCAAUCAAAUGGAGUCGGUCUAACGCACAUGCCAGCGAGCUCGUGCGCCUCUGCUGCCACAAGAACCCGCGCGCUCGCAUUUUAGAACUUGGCGGUGGAACUGGAGCUUGCACAGGGCAUGUUGUAGACGCCUUAGGGCCCACGAAGCCGGUCGGCCGCUACGACUUCACGGAUGCCUCCGCCGCGUUCUUUGAAGCGGCGCGCAUGCGAUUCUCAGGAUGGGAGGACGUUAUGGACUUCCGCCGGCUGGACAUCGAGACCAAUCCCGCCGCGCAGGGCUUCGAUUGCGGAUCUUACGACGUGGUGUUGGCGUGUCAGGUUCUUCAUGCCACGAGCAACAUGCGGCGAACAUUGGAUCAUGUGCGCCAGUUGAUCAAGCCCGGCGGCAAGCUCGUUCUCGUUGAAACUACCCGAGAUCAGCUUGAUGAGUUUUUCACUUUUGGCCUCCUGCCCGGUUGGUGGCUCGGGGAGGAGCCAGAACGCCAGUCUGGCCCUUCACUCACUCCUGAGAUGUGGCGCAGUGUGCUUGAUGCUACUGGAUUCAAUGGCGUGGAGUUUGAGGCGCGUGACUGCGAUAGCGAGGAGUUCUACAUGAUUAGCACCAUGAUGUCCACGGCAGUUCCGGUGUCUUGCUCGGAUAAACAGACUGAGAUCCUUGUGGUUCAUCUGGAUCCGCCUCCGUCAAUGGAUUGGGCUCAUGAACUCCAGGUUGCCCUUGGGGAGAGGAACACUUCCCUAUCCUCACUAAAGGAGCUGGAUGGUGGCUCUGAGGUUGACGGGAAGAUGUGCGUGUUCAUAGGGGAGGUUGAACAUUCAAUGCUUGAAUGCGUGACAGAGGAUGGAUUCAAACUCCUGACUUCAAUGCUACAGAUGAGCAGGGGAACGCUAUGGGUCACUCGUGGAGCAGCCAUGGACUCAGAGAACCCAUGGAAGGCCUUGCACCUGGGGCUGCUACGCACCCUCCGCAACGAGAAUCCAGGCAGCAGACUUGUUUCCUUGGACCUUGACCCCCGAAGCGAGCCUUGGACGGCUGAAUCUUGUAAUGCCAUUGCAAAUGUCUUGAGUGCCUCUUUACUUGGUUCGUCGCAGGAGAAGGAGUUUGAUUACGCGGAGCGAGACGGAGUCGUGUUUGUGCCUCGCAUGUUCAGCGAUCCAACCCCAACCGACAAGAAAGAUUCCGUUGUCAUGGAGCGAUUUCAAGAUGAGAAACAGCUGUUCCGAUUAGACGUGCAGACUCCAGGACUGCUGGAUUCUCUCCACUUCCGCAUGGAUCUUGCAGACGCAGUUGGGACCAAUGAACCGUCAAAUGACUGGGUGGAGAUUCAGCCGAAAGCGUUCGGUCUUAACUUUCGUGAUAUUCUCGUGGCCAUGGGCCAGCUGGAAAGCGAUCGCGUUAUGGGCUUUGAAUGCGCUGGUAUAGUUACGAAGUUGAGCAAGGAAACGCCGAUAACAGCCCAACGAUGUCUCGCAGUCGGAGACCGGGUAUGCGCCUUGAUGAAAGGGCAGUGGACGUCCAAGGUGCGAACAGCCCGCACCAACGUUGUUCGUAUCCCAGAAACCUUGAGCUUUGGUCAAGCGGCUUCCAUCCCACUAGCGUUUACCACAGCCUACAUAUCUCUCUACACUGUUGCUCGGCUUCGACGCGGUGAAAGAGUGCUUAUACACAGUGGGGCGGGGGGAGUCGGCCAAGCGGCCAUCAUUCUCGCUCGGUUAGUCGGAGCUGAGGUUUUCGCCACUGCUGGAACGCAAGCAAAGCGCGAUUUUCUCAUCGAUAAAUUCGAGCUAAGCCCCGACCAUGUCUUCUCGAGUCGAGACUCCAGCUUUCUUGCGGGCGUCCAAUCCUGCAGUGGGGGAAAGGGUGUGAAUCUGGUGCUCAAUUCGCUCUCCGGACCUCUCCUGCAAAGCAGCUUCGACUGCCUGGCUGACUUUGGCCGCUUCGUCGAGAUUGGCAAGAAGGACCUCGAGCAGAAUAGCUGGCUUAGCAUGGCGACUUUCGCGCGAAAUGUCUCAUUCUCCUCAAUCGAUAUCCUAUAUUGGCAAGAAUCCAGGUCGGCUGAAGUCUCCAGGGCAUUAACAGAGGUCAUGCGGUUGCUCGAACAAAAGACCAUAGAUCUAGUUGAUCCAAUCUCCGAGUACCCUAUAUCGGCCGUUGAAAAGGCAUUCCGUACUAUGCAGAGCGGGCAGCACGUUGGGAAGAUUGUGGUGACUACAACCGGGGCGGACAUGGUUCCCGUCCACUGGUGUGAUAUGCCCUUCGUGUUGAAGCCUGACGCAUCGUACCUCGUCGCUGGCGGGAUGGGUGGUAUUGGAAGCCGGAUUUGCGAGUGGAUGGUGGAGCGGGGAGCACGGCAUUUACUGAUUCUAUCCCGGAAUGCGCGUACGCAACCAUUUGUGACUGGCCUCCAGCAGCGGGGCUGUACCGUACGCGUAGAUGUCUGUGACAUAGCCGAUGAGGGCCGACUUCAGGCAGUCCUUCGACAUUUUCAGGAGGAUGGCAUGCCGCCAAUUCGAGGCGUCAUCCAGGCGGCCAUGGUGCUCAAGGACGCCCUUGUCUCGCAGAUGACGGCAGACGACUUUCAUACCGCACUACGCCCGAAGGUUCAGGGCAGCUGGAAUCUCCACAAUAUUGCACCAGACGUGGACUUCUUCGUUAUGCUCUCGUCUCUCGCGGGGGUUAUAGGUGGCGUGGGACUCGCCAACUAUGCGGCCGCCGGGGCGUUCCAGGAUGCGCUUGCGCAGCACCGGACGGCUCACGGAAAGCACGCUGUAACUAUUGACCUCGGGAUGGUCAAGUCGAUUGGCUAUGUGGCGGAGGCUGAUCCAGCUGUGGCAGGACGACUGACCAAGAUGGGCUAUCAGGCCAUGCAUGAGGCAGAGGUCCUGGCCGUGCUCGAGCAAGCCCUGCAAACGUCUUCGAUGUCGCCCGCGUUAUUUUCCCAUGUAUUCACAUCGCCCGCUGUGAUCGUCACUGGCAUCAACACGAGCCCCGGUCCCCACUGGACCGACGCUGACUGGAUGCAAGAGGCGCGCUUUGCAGGCAUCAGGUACCGCGAGCCCGUGCGAGGCCACCAGUAUGGUGCAUCAUCGACCGUCCCGGUGAAUGAAGAUAGCCUUCGCAAUCAGGUGAGCCGUGCAACUACCCAAGAGGAGGCCACUGCGCUGGUGGUGCAGGCGAUCGGGCAAAAGCUUGUGGCCAUGUUUGGUCUUGCUGAAGCUGAGAUGCCUGCCAACCGAACUUUGGCCGGGGUAGGCUUUGAUUCACUCGUGGCAAUUGAGCUGCGCAACUGGAUCACCGCCCAGCUGAACGUGGAUAUCUCUGUAUUUGAUCUGAUGAAGGGAAGGACAAUUGCGGAGGUGGCGGAGGUGGUGAUGAAGCGGUGCAUGGGAGCUCGUCAGCAAUGAGUGAACUGUGUCAGGGUUGUUGGCUGCCGGACGGAAUGAGCGAGCGAGAGAC